CAGGCAAAUCUCUCUUGCUUGGCCCGUAUUUCCAGUAACAGUCACAUUGGAUGCCAGCAGAGAUCAAGGCUCCGGUCGAAGUGCCUGCAUAUGUAAAUGACUUCUCUCGCCCUGGUCGUCGAGAGGCGGACGAAAUGCGCUUUGCUAUCUCGUGACAUUUUGCUAUGACCCAAAGGAAAGGCACAUGAGAAUACGACGGUCGCUAUAAGGAUGUACGAGCCGUAUACCAUCGUUUCUCAAUCGUCUUUCUCUUCGUUCGCUGCGUUGAACGCAUUGGAUCGGCUGCUUGACGCGGAUCCUUGAGAUUGCUUCUCUUGCUUUACAUAACAACUAGCCCAGGAUGGCUUUGCGCAGGAUCGUUCGUUCGAGAAUGCAUGGUCGAAGGGACUGUUCCGGUCUUAACAAAUCCAUAAAUGACCGGAAGCAUCUUCUGGACUCCAACUCGCAUCGAUCCUACGCCGACAACAAAAAGGACUUUGAUUCUCAAGCGGAUGACGACGAUAGUAAUGGCAAGUUCCCUGAUUUUGGCGGAAACAACAACAAUACCUUCAGUUUCGGAGGUGACAAUUCCAACGGAGGGAACAAUAACGCGAAUGGGAACGGGGAAAACAAUGACUCUGAUGAUUCGAAUGGUAACAAUGGUUCUAAUACCAAGAUGUUAUCACCGCCUCGAGGCAAUGGUUGUCAGUUCGUGAACGAGAAUGAUGGCAGAUUACAGUAUACCGGACGAUGGACGUUGGAGGCCAAGGAUCCAACUGGUCUAACGACUACGACGCACACCACAACCACUACUGGCUCGCAGGUGUCUAUCGUAUUCAAUGGAACAGCGAUCAUCGUUAUCGGCAUCGUUCACCCUAGUAAUUCCACCUCCCCUCCUCCUGUCGCAAGCUACACUAUCGACACGAGUAAUCCGACUGAACUUCCUCUUCCUGUCGCGACGCACAACAUUCCUAAUCAGCAGUUUUUCCAAUCGCCCCAGUUGUCUCCUGGAGAACACACCUUGCUUAUCAACGUCACGAGCGCUGGAAGCCCUUACACUCUCGAUUAUCUCUUCUUCUGCGGCAACUCGACCCCAUCCGUCGCUGCAGCUUCGGUCCAGGAGAAGACAGAGGAUACAGGACUUUUGCCGAGGAAGACAGCUAUCAUCAUUGGCGGUAUACUCGGUGCUUGUAUGAUUAUACUCUUACUUGCACUGAUAUUCGUGCUCUGUGGUAUUCGGAAACGCCGCUCGCGUGCCGCGCAUACGAGAAACGGUCCACUUCGCGAAUGGCUCUCGCGACAGACGAUGUUCACUUCAUCCGAGUCGAUCAUGCGAAAUAACCCAAGCAAUAGCACCACUAGUGCUGCCGAUUCGAGGGAGAAACCUGCUUCAUCGACCAUGGAAACUCAGAAGCCGUUACCAAAGGGUCCUGUCAUUCGGACCUUUUCCGAUUUCGACCGUCAUUAUUCUUUCCCAUUCUCACUGGACUCUGUCGACCGUGACGAUGUCCCUAACAGCCCUGGCUCUGGCAGUCAGCGUAGGAUUUCUCCAAAUCCGCCAGUUCCCCCAAAAGGACCGGUUCCUUUCUGAUGUAUCAGUAGCUCUGGACUAAUACUUGUAUUCUCUCCAUCUUCCGGAUUAAAAAUCUUAUUUGUAUUUAGUACCCGAGAUGUAGACCUUUCGGACUCUUUUCGAUCUUCUUUUCGUCCAUAGUGGCAUAAAUAUUACCAUAUGGU
Messenger RNA from Somion occarium, 1716 nucleotides. NCBI's taxonomy places the organism in Eukaryota, Fungi, Basidiomycota, Agaricomycetes, Polyporales, Cerrenaceae. The record is from the annotation of a GenBank genome assembly.